Molecule: messenger RNA, 921 nt
Organism: Naumovozyma dairenensis CBS 421
Lineage: Eukaryota; Fungi; Ascomycota; Saccharomycetes; Saccharomycetales; Saccharomycetaceae
Gene: TUM1
Product: thiosulfate sulfurtransferase
Exons: 1
Coding region: 1-921 (306 amino acids)
Biological process (GO): transsulfuration
Cellular component (GO): mitochondrion
Molecular function (GO): thiosulfate-cyanide sulfurtransferase activity
Source: RefSeq, a predicted model, not a curated record
AUGGCAACAUAUAAAUUAUUAUCACCUAAAUCAUUUGUCACCCUUUUACAAACUGAGACGAAUUCAAGAAUCAUCCCCAUCGAUGCAACAUGGUACCUACCAAACUUGAAAAGAGACGGUCAUGAAGAAUUCCUUACCCAGGAAAGAAUUCCUCGUGCCCUAUAUUUCGAUAUAGACGGCAUUAAAGACAGGGAAUCACCAUACCCUCACAUGGCACCUUCAUUAUCCACUUUCAAUAAAGCAAUGAGCCAACUCGGUGUCAGAAGAGACGACAUCUUGGUGGUUUAUGAUAGAAUCGGGAAUUUUAGUGCUCCUCGUUGCGCAUGGACUUUAGCUUUAUUUGGUCACCCCACAAUUUAUCUAUUGAAUAAUUUUAAUGUUUAUAAAAAGGAAGGAUACCCGUUAGAUACCACCACGAUAUCAAAGGAUUCUCCAUACCAUGAAACAAAUUAUGCUUCUGAUGUGGAUUUAUCUAAGCAAGAAAUCGUCCCAUACGAUCAGAUGUUCCAAUUGGUUCAAAAUGAUGCAUUGGCGAAGGAAUAUAAUGUAUUCGAUGCAAGAGCAUUAGGAAGAUUCGAAGGUAAGGAUCCGGAACCAAGACCUGGAUUACCGUCGGGACAUAUUAAGGGUGCUCAACCUUUGCCAUUUACUGAAGUUUUGGAUUCAAAUGAUAAGACAUAUCCUGAGGAUGAGGUUAAGAUGAAUGUGAAAUUACAAGAUGCCUUUAGGAAAUUGAAUAACCAAUUUGAUCCAAAGAAACCAACCAUUUGUAUGUGUGGGACAGGGGUUACGGGAGCAAUCAUUAAGAACGCUCUUGAGAUCUCUGGUGUGCCCAAUGUAAAAUUAUAUGAUGGUUCAUGGACAGAAUGGGCCUUAAAGGCUGGUGAUGAUUCAUCAUUGAUUGCAAAAAACAGGGAAUGA